AUGGCGGCGACUGUGGUGGCAGCGGGGUCCGGGCCAGCCGAGGGGACCGAGUUUGCCGAGAGGUCCCCGGGGUCGGCGGCGGCCCUGGAGCUGUGGCUCAAUAAAGCCACAGACCCCAGCAUGUCAGAGCAGGAUUGGUCGGCUAUCCAGAAUUUCUGUGAGCAGGUGAACACUGAUCCAAACGGCUCAACACAUGCACCCUGGCUGCUGGCCCACAAGAUCCAGUCUCCACAAGAGAAGGAAGCUCUGUAUGCCUUAAUGGUGCUUGAGAUGUGCAUGAACCACUGUGGAGAGAAGUUUCACAACGAGGUGGCCAAGUUCCGCUUCCUGAAUGAGCUGAUCAAAGUGCUGUCCCCAAAGUACUUAGGGUCCUGGACCACAGAAAAAGUAAAAGGAAGAAUCAUUGAGAUCCUUUUUAGUUGGACGGUCUGGUUCCCAGAAGACAUCAAGAUCCGAGAUGCCUAUCAAAUGCUGAAGAAACAAGGAGUCAUAAAGCAAGAUCCCAAACUACCAAUGGACAAAAUCUUACCCCCACCUUCUCCCUGGCCCAAGAGCUCCAUCUUUGAUGCUGAUGAAGAAAAGUCAAAGCUUCUGACAAAGCUUCUGAAGAGCAGUCACCCUGAGGAUUUGCAGGCUGCGAACCAGCUGAUCAAGAAUCUAGUCAAGGAGGAGCAAGAAAAGUCAGAGAAGGUAUCCAAGAGAGUCAGUGCAGUGGAGGAAGUCCGCAGCCAUGUGAAGGUGCUGCAGGAAAUGCUGAGCAUGUACCGCAGGCCAGGGCAGGCCCCACCAGACCAGGAAGCCCUGCAGGUCGUCUAUGAAAGGUGUGAAAAGCUUCGGCCCACUUUGUUCCGGCUGGCGAGCGAGACCACAGAUGAUGAUGAUGCACUUGCGGAGAUUCUCCAGGCUAAUGACCUCCUCACCCAGGGAGUUCUCCUGUACAAAGAGGUGAUGGAGGGCCGUGUCACCUUUGGGAACACAGUGGCCAGUCCAGUGGGAGAGAGAUCUGCUUCCAAAGUGUUUAUGAAUCCAGAAGGCUGCACGGAGAACUGCCCCCUGAUAGAUUUGGAGGGGGACAGUGGAUCUGAGCAGGCUGGGUCUCUGGCACCAUCUUUACUCCAUCAGGACCUGGCAGCCUUAGGGAUCAGUGAUAUGCCUGCUGUGAACGAGGUUGCUCCUCAGAAUUGCUGUAAGGAAACAAAGAAUGCCACCCCCAGCACACGGCCAGCUGCCGUUGAGAGUCCUGCAGAAAGGAGCUGGCUGGAUCUCCUCUCCCCACAGCCCGCGCCGGGCCCUCUGAAUCGUGUUCUCCAGAAGAGUGUCUCCAAGGAAGUGUCACCAGUUACUAAGUCCUCUCCAGGUUGGUCCUGGGAGGAUGGCUCAUUGCCGUCUCCAUCUUCCCAGAGUACACCUCUGGCACAAAUAUUUGUCCCUUUGGAGUCUGUUAAGCCCAGCAGCCUGCCUCCUGUGAUCGUGUAUGACCGGAACGGAUUCCGAAUUCUGCUCCACUUCUCCCAGACUGGGGCCCCUGGCCACCCUGAGGUGCAGGUAUUGCUAUUGACCAUGAUGAGCACUGCUCCCCAGCCUGUGUGGGAUAUCAUGUUUCAAGUAGCUGCGCCCAAGUCCAUGAGAGUGAAGUUGCAGCCGGCAUCCAGCUCCAGACUUGCCGCGUUCAGUCCUUUGACACCUCCAGCCAUGAUUUCUCAGGUGCUGCUGCUUGAAAACCCACACAAAGAGCCUAUCCGCUUGCGGUAUAAGCUGACAUUCAACCAGGGUGGGCAGCCUUUCAGCGAAGUUGGAGAAGUGAAAGAUUUCCCAGAGCUGAGCGUCCUGGGUGCAGCCUGA
This is a messenger RNA of Chrysochloris asiatica (Cape golden mole), 1842 nucleotides long. RefSeq names its product golgi-associated, gamma adaptin ear containing, ARF binding protein 2 (gene GGA2). Gene Ontology annotation, biological process: intracellular protein transport; vesicle-mediated transport. Gene Ontology annotation, molecular function: phosphatidylinositol binding; ubiquitin binding; small GTPase binding. The record is from RefSeq and is a predicted model, not a curated record. The transcript has 17 exons. NCBI's taxonomy places the organism in Eukaryota, Metazoa, Chordata, Mammalia, Afrosoricida, Chrysochloridae. Gene Ontology annotation, cellular component: trans-Golgi network. The coding region runs from base 1 to 1842 and encodes 613 amino acids.